This is a messenger RNA of Didymosphaeria variabile, 447 nucleotides long. RefSeq lists its product as uncharacterized. The record is from RefSeq and is a predicted model, not a curated record. Bases 1 to 447 code for a protein of 148 amino acids. The transcript has 2 exons. NCBI's taxonomy places the organism in Eukaryota, Fungi, Ascomycota, Dothideomycetes, Pleosporales, Didymosphaeriaceae.
AUGUUCUGUCUACGGAGCUGGAUUCCUGUUCUCUUCUUUCUGCUACGUACCAAUGCCUCGCCCGUCUACCUUGUCCUCUUCAUCUCCGCAACCUACUUCCUCAACCGUCCUUGCGUAUACUGUUCGCUCCUUCUCUUCAUUCUCGUCGUAGCGCUCUUCGAUUUCCAUACCCCUUGGUUCGAGGCGCCGCUGUCGACGGAAACUGCGGAGUUCGCGCUCAACGGCACGAGUCCGUUCCGGGACACCAUAUUUGAGACCGCGGGAGUGCUUGCGCAGGCCGCAAAUAACACGGCACAGGCACUGCUGAAGGGCGCAAUGGAUAGCAUGCGCAACAAGACGGCAGAUGCGGUAGGGGCAAGCGGUUCAGGGAACUAUGAGUGGGUAAAAGGUCUGGUGGGUAAGAAAGAGUGGAAGAUCGAGUGCCUGGACAUUUUGGUUCGAAUAUAA